AUGACGGAUUUGGGAGGCAUCCAUGCCUUCUUCUCGGGAGCGAGACGCAACAAGUUGCGGUCCCGCUCUUCUUGCGACGUGCCGACAGAAGGACUGGCACCUCGUUGCGAAGUGGUGUCAAUAGGAGAACCGACACCACUAUUAGCGCCCGAGUAUUGUGACUUCGAGCGCCUUCGCUUCGGCGAUGGUUCAUCUGAUUCAUCAGGUGAACCACAGAUGCUGCGACGCAUAGCAUCAUCCAUGCCACGCUUGGCAGGCGGCUUGGAUUAG
This is a messenger RNA of Peronospora matthiolae, 270 nucleotides long. Lineage: Eukaryota; Oomycota; Peronosporomycetes; Peronosporales; Peronosporaceae. The record is from the annotation of a GenBank genome assembly.